Molecule: messenger RNA, 2576 nt
Organism: Danaus plexippus (monarch butterfly)
Lineage: Eukaryota; Metazoa; Arthropoda; Insecta; Lepidoptera; Nymphalidae
Exons: 1
Coding region: 116-2047 (643 amino acids)
Biological process (GO): protein phosphorylation
Molecular function (GO): protein kinase activity; ATP binding
Source: RefSeq, a predicted model, not a curated record
UAAACGAUGCAACGUACGUCUCUUAAUUUUAACGGUCGUUCAAUUUAAAAAGUGCGGGGCUUUGUUUCGGUUAAAAAAUGUGAAAUUUCCUAAUUUUUUUUUUAACUAUACUAAAAUGUCGGAAAAACUAAAAGACUAUCAAGUGCUUGACGUUUUUUGCGACGGCUCAUAUAAAGUAAGGCACAAGGUCACAAAUAGUAUACAUUUGUGGAAGGCUUACAAUUGCUCCUCCUUCUCCGAUGAACAAUUACAAAACGUGGAUAAUGAAGUGAAAAUAUUGAGCAAAGGUUUAUCUGGCAACUUCUUACGUUACUACGAUACGAUAUUACAUGGUCCGACUAAGACACUCUACUUUGUUCUCGAAUACAAUUCUUGGCAGAGUCUUGAGGAACUGAUCGCACAAUGCAAGACGCACAACAAGCAUUUUGCAGAGAGUUUUAUAUGGUAUUUACUGCUGGAGUUGGCUCGUUUAUGCAAGACGGUCGAAACUCUAAAUUUCGUUGCUUUGAAGAAAAGUAUAAAACCAACUUCGAUUUUCGUCAGUGAGGAUGGUGAUUUGCGAAUAAAUUGUUUCGAACUAUUCGAAGAAUCUCUUGGGUCUAAUCUAAUGCAAGAAAUUGGAGAAGUUAUACGAACAUUGUGUUACCUGCCUGGAGCUACCGAUUACAAAAUCCGCGAGUUUCGUUACAGUGACGACCUUCAGGAUGUUAUAAGUUUCAUAACAGAUGACAAAAAUGCCAACCUCCGCCCUGACGUCGUACUUUACCAUCCUACUGUACUUACAAAUACAGAAAGUGUAACAGGUCUUACACUCAAAAGUAUUCUUAUGUCAAAUGAAGUCUCAGGAAAAGUUUCAGAAGGAAACAAGUGUGAUUCUGAAAAGGCUGUUGAACAGAUGAGAAUGGUUGAACCCCUUCCAAGAUCCCACUUUAAUGGUAAUGUCAGCCCUAUGUAUUGUAAUUUGAGUCCGAAAUGGAAGUUGAAUACAGAUAGUGCUGGUGCGAAAUCUCCUAUAAUGUCACCCAUGUCUCCUACUAUUGCUGCCCUAGCACUGGAGCUACCAGGUUUCGUCCCACGCUGUAGGAAGCCAUAUACAGAAGCCUUGGAAAUGUACAAUGUUCCUCGGAAAGUUUCAGAAGAAACACUGAGUCAACAAUGGAUGUCUAGACUUAUUGCUCUGAGGCAGAGAGAAGAAUCAUUAAAUGUUAGAGAGAGAAAUCUCAUUGCAAAAGAAAUUGUAAAUAGCCCAAGUAUUGAAAUGGCAGGUCAUGAGGAUUCCGAGGAAGAGUGCCAUAUGGAAAGCAAUGGUAUAACAUUGCCACCACUGUUUACACAAGCUAAUGGAGAUAGAAACCAGCGGCGCCAAAAAAGAUCAUGCUCGGUCAGAACUAGGAGCAGAAGAAAGAGUUAUGCUUAUGAAGACCUGGACAGCUCCUUGUCAGCAGAUCCUGGGGACAGCAGCAUUAUCAUAACAGCUGCUAAGAUCACUAAAGACAAUAUGCCUCACAGGAAUAUAUUUCCUGAAACUUCCUCUAAGAAAGUUCACUUCACCUCCAGCAAUCCCUUUGUUGAGAGUGAUGACAGUGUUACAUUGACAUUUUAUGAGUUGGAGAAUGUGAACCCCGGUCUAUCCAAAACCAAACCGAAAGAGAAGAUUCUAGAUGAUAUAACAAAGUUCAAGUAUUUAGAUUUGGAGAAAAUCACAUCUGAGAAAAGAGCUGCCCUGCAGUGGAAUCAUUCGUCUCCAUCAAAACAGGCAAAGGUAUCAGGAAAAGUGUUCAGUGAUAUUACAAACAAGGGUCUGAGGAAAACUCCGUCCAGGAGCAGUGUUACAUCAAAGAGUAGUGUUGUGUGUAGAAGUGCUGUAUCUAAAAACCAGUGGUGUGGUGAAUCAAAGGUAAGUCCAGAGAGUAUGGAAACCCUGUCAGAUCACAAGAUGCAGUUAUCCCUGACUCCUAAAGCGCCACCUGACAUAAAGAAGUCUCGCAGGAAGUCUCUGUUGCCUUUUAAAACACCAUUUAAAUUUAAGACUUCUACUAAAGUGUAAUUUUUUUACUCUUGAGAUGCAAUUCAUUUCAUAAAUAUCAUUUAUAAGUAUAAUAGUAUAGGAACACUGGUUGUGGUAUCUUGAGCUUCUGGUAGUCAGUAAGUCUGUUAAGUUAGUUCAAUAGUUCCCAUUUUACACAAGUUUAAAAUGAAUAUAUUUUUUUUAUUUUAUAUUUGUAUAUAAGAAUGAUACGGACAAAAACCCACCCUAAUCUUAGUUAGUAGAAUGAAAUUGUUUUAUAAUAAAAAUUAUUAUAAAAUGUUAUGUGAAAUGUCUCAAUUUAUUGAAUAGAAUAUAUAUUAUGUUAAGAAUAUUAUUUGUAGUGCCCUGACACUGUCUCUAUGGUGUUGGUCUAGAACCCAUUAGUCUAUGGUCUUCCAUCUAUCUUCAUUAUAUAUUAAUUAGUAAUAUGUUAUCUGUACUAUUGGAUAAAGAUUUUUUGAGGCCAUACUUGUAGCUGUAGGUGUGUUAGUUGUGUAGCUCCUAUAUUUAGUUAUAUGUAAUGUUUUAGAAUAACUGGGAUUAUAAA